Anneissia japonica is the source of this 266-nucleotide messenger RNA. Its product is annotated as atlastin-3-like. Bases 23 to 247 code for a protein of 74 amino acids. Lineage: Eukaryota; Metazoa; Echinodermata; Crinoidea; Comatulida; Comatulidae. The transcript is spliced from 2 exons. Gene Ontology annotation, molecular function: GTP binding; GTPase activity. The record is from RefSeq and is a predicted model, not a curated record.
UAAUGAUCAGAGUGGUUCAGGGAUGUCCACACAAGAGGAGUCAGAUGGGUAUCCAGUACAGAUAGCAGAGGUUACAAGAGAAAAACUUAUACUAAAUGAAGAAGCCCUUGAAAUGGUCUUGACGCAACCACAGUUGGAAGAUUUGCCAGUGAUGGUUUUGUCAUGUGCUGGCAUAUUUCGCUCAGGAAGAUCAUUCUUACUCAAUUUGUUGAUCAGAUACCUCAACCAAGGUGUAAGUACUGUAUAGAACUAUUUACAAAAGUGGC